Zerene cesonia (dogface butterfly) is the source of this 1042-nucleotide messenger RNA. RefSeq names its product DNA-directed RNA polymerase I subunit RPA43 (gene Polr1F). Gene Ontology annotation, biological process: DNA-templated transcription initiation. The record is from RefSeq and is a predicted model, not a curated record. NCBI's taxonomy places the organism in Eukaryota, Metazoa, Arthropoda, Insecta, Lepidoptera, Pieridae. The transcript has 4 exons. Gene Ontology annotation, cellular component: RNA polymerase I complex. Bases 108 to 959 code for a protein of 283 amino acids.
GAAUUUAUGUCGUUGUCAAAAUUGAAGCAUGUUUUGGAAUGCGCUGUUUUUGUUGUAAUUUUAUUUGUAAAAUGAUUUAAAUGUAAAUUUUCCAUACCGAUGUGAAAAUGUCCACAAUAAUCAAAUUUGAUCUCAAAGAGCUUAGGAAAUUAGCAAAUGAUAAAGAUUCAUGCAUCAUUGAAAAAAAAGUUACCCAAAAUAUAGCACUACAACCAUGGUGUUUGGGUAAUUUAAAGGAAUCCGUGAAAAAUUCGCUUGAUUAUAAGAUAGGGAAAUUCGAUAAGGAAUUUAAUGGAAUACUAUUAAGUUAUAAGAAUCUACGAAUUUUACAAAACGUUGGAGCAAUCAGAAAUGACAAUUCAGAUAUACAUUUUCAAAUUCAAGCUGAUUAUUUCAUAUUUUGUCCUUAUGUUGGAGCCACAUUAAGGGGGAUAGUGAACAAGAAGAGCUUUACACAUUUAGGCAUCCUGGUACACAGAGUAUUUAAUGUUGUUAUACCAAGACCUACUGAUGAACCAGGCAGUGACUGGAUAGGCACAAACAUAGAGGAAGGACAACAAGUAGUUUUCCAAAUAGCAGCUCUAGACCUGUAUGGUGCAUUACCAUACAUCAGAGGACAAUUAGACGAAAGGUGGUUAAAAUUUGAUGCCACUGGUGAUGAGGAGGCACUUGAUCCUAAGAAUAUGAAAGCACUGAAUGUCACAUAUGUGAACUUUGACAAAACGAAGCCAGCCCAAAAACAUAUGGGUGAUGGUUUGCCAAGCAGUUCAUCAAAGAAGAUCAAUUCUAAUAGUUCUGCAAAGAGUGUUUCGCCAAAUGGACAACAUGUUAAUAAUGAAACUGAAAUAAAUACCUCUAAUAAAAGUAAAGCUAAACGGCAAAGCAAAGUACUGGAUACAGAUACCAAAAACUCGGAACAAAAUACAAGGUUAUCAAAGAAAUAUAAAAAGGAUGGAUAGUAUUAUGUACAAAAUUUUCUAGAUAUAUUUACAUAUUGUUCUGUACGUCAUAUUUUAGCAAAUUAUAUUAUGAUUUAUAAUUA